AUGGUGGCGCAUCGUGGCAAUUUGAAUUAUCAGGAUUGUCGUCGAACGUUGACUGCUGGCUUUGACAGGGAGGAACUUGACUUGUUGCGUGAUCUGGGCGCAGAUUCUAUGCCGAUGUCGUCUGGAAGCAGUGGCUCAGUCCCUGGCACUGACUUGUUGACACGACAAACAAAGAUUUUUGGAUCUGAAGCAACAGGCCAGCAGCAGCGAGUGCGCUUUAGAGUUGUCAUUACUUCCGCUUUCAUUCUUGCUAAUGAAUUUUGGACAUACCAGGGUUUGCAGUGGAUUGGCAGCUCGGAGGUCAGGCACCGUGCCCAGAAAAGAGCAGCCCAGUUUUUGACACCGUAUCUGGAUGGCCUCAUGUGCAAAAGGUUGAGUCGGACAUGUUUGGCUUUGUACCGGUUGGAGUUUGAGAGAACAGGUGCCGCCGAUGCUAAUCGAGUGGGCGAUCGAUUUUUGAGCCCGGAAUGCAGACUUCUUCAUGGAUAUGUGAAAGAAUGCGUCGUGGAAAGCAUUCGCACUGGUAUUCAAACCAGUUUUUAUACUUGCGACUACACCACCAAACCUUCCAUGACGUGUGGACCCAUGCUGAAGCAUUUGACUCAUGGGAUGAAGAAUCUGGAGGAGAAAAUGCAAGCUGAAGCCGAGCAAGAGGAAGCUCAGCGGCUUCAGCUUGCAUACCCGCUGCCGGCCGUGCGAGAAGGUCGAGGCUUGACUGCUGAGCAGCGGGAGGCCCGACGCCGCUUGUGCCGCCUUUGGACUUCAGCGAACCACGCAGUCAUGCAUGGCUUCUGUCUCAUGUCUCUCCAGCUUAUGACAGGCCGUGAAGUGUUACGGACGCACAUCUUCUGGCGCAUCAUGAUGAAGCGAGUACUUUGGGGCGUGUUUGAGGAAAUGCGCAGAAACGCUGAAAAACUCGCAGAUUCGUUUGAGCUACAGACAACCGCUGCAGUCGAGGACAUUGAGCUGCCGCCUGCAGGGACACAAGCAGCGGACACGCGGGCCACUUCUUUCUAUGAGGACUACUUGCAUCGAGGAAUCGCAGAGCCAUUAGCUUCUAUGAACUUGUAUGUCUAUGCAAUGCAUGUCAGUGCUGUGCCGUUACAGGAAGCUGGCAAGUUUGACCAUGGUGAGUUUGAUUUUUCGGAACACUAUGUCAAAGCGAAGACGCAUGUGCAGGUUCUUCAUGCGGCUCCUCGUAUUCCUUAUUUGCAUGGAAUAUCGAUGCCCACAAAACAGAAAGAUCCGGACAUGUGGGCUGCCGUACAUAUUGCCUUACUUCGAAAACAUUGCUGUGAAGAUGAGAAUGUUUGCGGUCAGGCGAGCGCUGUUCGCCAUAUUCACAUCUUCCCUGGAAAGUCGCGUGUGCGUGUGGUGUUUCCUGGCAACGAUGCUCGUAUAGUGCGAGAUUCCACUGGUGUGUUGGCGGAAUGGAAAGCUACUGAAGCCCGUGUGCAGUGCUUGGCAGACCGCGCAGAUGUUGUGGAUGUAACUGCUUUGCGCCAAUACAAAGUUCCUGGAACUGUGGAAAGCUGUGAUGUCUUGGAGUCUUUGCUGAAGAUGUUUACAGAGCCAAAUCGCCCAAAGACGCGUCGCACCUGGAAACAAGGUCGGCGCAAGCGGACAGUCUGCAGUACCGUACCGCUGGUAUCUGAAAGGAUCCUUGGAAAUAUUUUCGAUUAUGUGGGACAUUUGACGACAGAGGACGGUGAAGCUGUUUUGCUCGGGAAUAGUCCGGAACAUUUUGACACUUGUGUGUUGCAUCGACCAGACUUGGCUGCUGCAAAGCGAUGCUCUUACGGAUGGCAUAAUGAACAACUGACAGCCGCGGAAUACGUCGCCACCAUUAGCCGAGAAAUUUCCGCUAAUUUGGAUUUCAUGGCUGAAGCUCGGCGACGACCCAGACCUGGUGUUUUGCAUCCAACUGCCACCGAUGAGAAAGAAGAUGUGGGUCUACAAGGUGAAUUCGUGAAUGUAGAGGAUGUGGAUGACAUUCAAGAUCCAGAUGCAGACGAUGUGGAUCAAGACACGUCUCUUCGACCGGACAUUCAAUACAAACCGAUCUUGCAUGUGGCAUCCAAUGAUUUAUUUGACAUGGUGCAUCGCAGGAACGUGGGCUCGGGUCGGGCAAGUGCCAGCACCAAACGUUCAGAAGAAUUCUUGCGUCAAUAUGGUGGAAAAUAUUUGGAUAUGAAAGAAUCCCGUCCUUGCGCACGGGCUCCUGACACGGAUGUGCAGAGGCGUGCUACUUUCAACGUCGUUGCUGGCUUGAAGGCGCAGAAGUUUUUACAAGAAUCUCGAAAAGAAAAAGAUGAAAAGUUGAUGGACGCAUCAAAAGAUGAAUUCUUGCCCGGAAACGCUAGUCUUUUGGAAGUUCCCGUGAGCAUGGCUCCUGAGACUGAGGUACUUGUUCUCUCUCCUGCUGACAUGGCGUUGCGACUGUUGCAACAACGUCUGCCGACACGUCAGGCUGAUGGUACGUACCAAAUCUCGCCAGAUCAGUACAAGGCAUGUGUGUUGGCGAUAGCGCCCCUGCAGAAAUUAUGGGUCAAGGCGGGUGAGCAUGAUCUGCAGCAUUGUUUCGGCGCACGUGGCCGCCUUCGCGAGUUGCUGGCAUUGGUGACUCCGGACAUGAUUGCUCGAAUCUUCUUGCAUGGACCUGGUGGCUCGGGGAAAACCUAUAUGCUCACUCGAGUCAUGCUGCCUGUCUACGAACAUUUCUUGCCCAAGGCAUCCAAAGGCAUCGCAGCGCAGAACUCCGCAGCUCGCUUAAUCACAGUCCUGAACCAUUCUUUGAUGGAAAUAUUUGGAAUGGAAGUUCCCCGCGCACCUACAUAUGAACGCAUGGACGAGCAGUCGCGCCAGCGCAAGCAGCAGAUCGAUCGCAGGGGCUUGCAAAUUUUCGAUCGCUUUUUGCCACAAACGAUUUUGUUUCGAGGCAGCCAUCGAUUCAAAGCCGGUGACCCUUUGGCAGCGAUCCUGGAGAACAUGCGAAAAGAAGGUUUCCACCCACUGACUCCUGAACUCAAAGAUUUGAUACGCAAGCAAUUGUUUCGCCCCAGAGCAAACGAUCCUCGUCUUGAUAGCAAUUUUGUUAUGCGUGACAGUGACGGUCGGCAAGUGGGCCCAACGGGUUUUUUUGCCAAUGGUGUGUUUUCGGCAAUCAAUUGGGAUCAAGUGGCUCGCCUCCAGCAGAUCACUGUUUACGAAUCGGCGCGGAGCAGCUUUGGUGUACAUGCUUUCCAGAACACGAUGGAUGGUCGCCCGCGACAGUUUGUCAGACAUUUUCCACCUGCUUUGGGACGCUCCUUCCAGCGUCGGUUUGGCCAAUGUUUGCAGAGUGUUGCCGAGGUACUGAAAUCGUUUUUGUUUGCCAAAGGGCAGGUUAUUUAUUAUGCGCAGGCAGUUGAUUUGGUGCAUCAGAAGGAAUACUUCGCUGAUCAAAGUGUACUGCGAGAGUGCUUGUCCAUUACCAAUAUGGCUUCGAAGACGUGCAAUUUGAUGGCCUUUGCACCUUUGCACGUUGGACUUCGCGUGAAGAUCACCAAAAAGUUGAUGGCACCAGAGCUCGUGCAAGAAUGCCCUGCAGAGAUCGUUGCGAUCCAUGUUCAUCCGGAAGAAAGAUACGGUAUUCCAGGCUGCCCACCUGGCUUGUCACAACCACCACUUGGACACCCGUGUUGGACCGAAGGAAUCUGCCGAUUGGACUACUUGCCUGCAAGCAUCACCAUUCGAGUUGAAGAUCGCGGAGACGAUUACACUGGUGAAGGCUUGCCUGGCAUCUGGCAUUUGGAUCCCUGCGAAGACGAAUUUCGCUUGCGAAUUCGUCGACGUGGGGAAAUUUACUUGGAUGUCACUCGAGUACAAUAUCCAUUGGCACCGUGGAACCUGCCUAUGCUGCCAGAUGGCUCUGACAUCGAUUUUGAUGUCUUCGAACAUGGCCCUCCGCAAUAUAUUGCUGACUUUUUGAAACGUUUGGAGGCGGGGCUGCUGUCGUCGGUGUUUUACAAUUGUGUUGUUUUGAAAGUUUCUAGCUGUUCGUAG
Cladocopium goreaui is the source of this 4044-nucleotide messenger RNA. Lineage: Eukaryota; Dinophyceae; Suessiales; Symbiodiniaceae. The record is from the annotation of a GenBank genome assembly.